Stomoxys calcitrans (stable fly) is the source of this 2679-nucleotide messenger RNA. Its product is annotated as proton-coupled amino acid transporter-like protein CG1139. Gene Ontology annotation, cellular component: vacuolar membrane. Gene Ontology annotation, biological process: amino acid transmembrane transport. The transcript is spliced from 9 exons. The coding region runs from base 537 to 1940 and encodes 467 amino acids. NCBI's taxonomy places the organism in Eukaryota, Metazoa, Arthropoda, Insecta, Diptera, Muscidae. Gene Ontology annotation, molecular function: amino acid transmembrane transporter activity. The record is from RefSeq and is a predicted model, not a curated record.
ACACAGAUUUAGUCGUUAACGCACGGCCAAAACGUACACUUUACACGGAAAGCGCAAACUGAUAAUAAAUCAAAAACCAAAAUAAAAACGAAAUUGCCGCGAAAAGAAAAAAAGUGUUGUUCGUAUUUGCCUACUUAAACUAACCAAAUAAAGCAUAGCCAAAUAAAUAUUUUGAAAGAAAUAAAAUUUUUGAAUUUCUGACGUAUGUAACACCUGCUGAAAGGUUGCUUGUUAAUCACUAGAUUACAUAGUUUUGGAGCAGAAAAUUAGCAUCAAAUAAAAACAAGCUUAAGUGCAGUGCAGUUAAUUUGAAACUAGAUUUACACUUGAGCCUGCAUGCCUACUAUCUGCGUAAUUGUUUUGUCGAAUCUAACUGACUGCCAGCGGCGCUUAAAUUAAAAUAUCAUUGAAAUCUCAAAUAAACAAUCAACGCAAACCCAGCAACAAAUCCACGAACAAAUAUUGCCAUCAAGUGUCUUGACGUGUUUUACCCUACCCAUAGGCCUGUGGCAGUUUGCUGAAUUCGUCUCGUUAGAAUGACUAAAAAUGGUCAAACAAAUCCGGCAUAUGUUCCAGAUGCCACAGAUAAAGCAUCAAAGAAAUAUUCAUUGGAGUUAGCGGAAAAGGGUGAUAAGUCGGUCAUAGCAGCGAAUCAGGAUAGCUAUGAUCCCUAUAAGCAUCGCGAGGUGGAGCAUCCCACAACAAAUUCCGAAACCAUGUUUCAUUUCUUGAAAGGGUCAUUGGGAACUGGCAUAUUGGCCAUGCCAAAUGCCUUCAAAAAUGCUGGCUAUAUUUCAGGAAGCAUUGGUACAAUUGUGAUAGGAGCCAUCUGCACAUAUUGCAUUCAUCAGCUGGUCAAGGCCGAAUAUGAAUUGUGUAAACGUCGAAAGACUCCUAGUAUGACCUACCCCAAAGUAGCGGAAGAAGCUUUGUUAGAAGGUCCCACCUUCUUCCACAGAUUCGCCCCAUACAUUGGCGAUUUGGUCAACACGUUCCUGCUGAUUUACCAAUUGGGCACAUGUUGUGUGUAUGUGGUAUUUGUCUCCUCCAAUAUCAAAUCGGUAGCCGAUUACUAUCUGGAAUCCCCCAUUGAUGUACGCAUUUGUAUGCUGAUCAUACUCAUGCCCCUCAUUCUCAUCAACUAUGUUCGAAAUCUGAAAUAUUUGGCCCCAUUCUCCACUUUGGCUAAUGCCAUAACUAUGGUGUCCUUUGGCAUAAUUUGUUAUUAUCUUUUCCGUGAACCCAUAACGACGGAGGGCAAGGAAGCCUUCGCCCCAGUGAGUGGAUUCCCAUUGUUCUUUGGCACCGUUCUAUUUGCAUUGGAAGCCAUUGGUGUCAUUCUACCUUUGGAGAAUGAAAUGAAAACUCCCAAAAAAUUCGGAGGAUCCUGCGGCGUCCUUAAUCUGUCUAUGAUUCUGAUUGUUUUCUUGUAUGUGGGCAUGGGUCUAUUUGGCUACUUGAAUUAUGGCGAUGAAAUUGAAGGAUCUAUAACAUUGAAUUUACCAGCAAAAGAAGUAUUGGCACAAAGUGUCAAGGGAAUGUUGGCAUUUGCCAUUUUCAUCACUCAUAGCUUGGCUUGCUAUGUGGCCAUUGAUAUCACCUGGAAUGAUUAUGUGGGACGCAAAUUGGGGCCACAACGUUCGAAAUUAUUUUGGGAAUAUGUGGUGCGCACCUGCUUGGUUCUGGUGACAUUCUUAUUGGCUGUUGCCAUACCAAAUUUGGAGCUAUUCAUCUCAUUGUUUGGUGCCCUGUGCUUGUCCGCUUUGGGUUUGGCCUUCCCUGCUCUUAUACAAAUCUGCACACAUUGGUACAAUACCCAUGGGACAGCUAAAGUUUGGUUAAUUUUUAGCAAUUCUGUCUUGAUUAUAGUUGGCAUACUCGGUUUAGUAAUCGGUACAUACACAUCACUGGCGGAAAUUAUUGCCACAUUUUCAGACUAAAUAAGUCCAUACAACACAUGUCAAGCAGUUCCAUAACAGUAUAGAGUACAUCAUUAAAACAUUCCACUGUCAAACAAUAAUACAGAGUUAAGCUUUAGCAUAGUCUAAUUUAUUUAUUAUCAAAACAUAGCUGGGACCUAAACUGUACGUCAUUGUCGUUGUUAAAUAAAUUUAUAAAAUAAAAAGUGAAUGCCAUUUUAAGAGUUUAUAACAAUAAUUAUAAAUUGAAACUAAUCCAAACAUUUUUCUAAUACGACUUUGUGAUAUUUAAAAAAAGAGAGUAUUGUACCUAACUACCUACCCAAAAUACCUACAAAUAUGAAAAGUAGUUGUGAUACCGAAUACCUGUAUGUAUGUAUGUAAAUGUAUUAAGAUGAUUAACAAUUCAUGAAAUGUGAAAUAAAACCAAUUUUCAUGACAUAAAUUAUAGUCCCGUUAUUUUUAAGGUCCCUUUAUGUACCCCCCCAUAUGAUAUUAUAAACACAUGAAAGAUAUACGAUCCCAAAAACAAACACAUCCCAAAAACGAAUAGAAAAAUUCAUCAAACUCUUCACAGAAGUUGCAUGAACAUAAAUGAUUGCCUCUAGGUUAAGUUCAUAAAUUCUGAUAAACUAACCAGUAGCCUAGGAAUUCAAUUCUUCAAAUAAACAUUCAAUAUAUACCAGUGAAUAGAAUUAUUUCUUCCCAUUUCUGUAGAACCUUGUUAAGCUCGAGAACAAAUAAAAUAUUUAUUUAAAUA